GUGUUUUUCCACGUUCGAUUUAGUGGUCUGAUACACGUACUCCAUUUUGGAGAGUUCUCAACCGGCGUAGUGACACCUCAUCACUAAAAAUUUAACAUAUUUUACUUCUUUUGAAUUAAAAGAAAAACAUAAAAAUGAUAGGACAUAUAAUAAUUCUCCUGGUAGUGUGCGUUUGUUACACUAGUCAGCAAGGUCACCCACCUGGAGUUCCUCCUACCAUGAACCAAGGUCAACCUGGAGGUCAUGGUCAGGCUGCAGGUCAUGGUCAGCCUGGAGGUCAUGGGCAUGGAGAAGAUAUAAGAGAAGGUUUAAGGGUGAAUUCACAUGAUGCAGAACAUAUAAAGGAACAUUUAAAAGAUGUUGUUGAUAAACCCAAGGAGGAGAUGACAGAAGAAGAGUUAGAAUUCCAUUAUUUUAAACUUCAUGAUUAUGAUGGUAACAAUAAAUUAGAUGGUACAGAAAUAACAAAGGCAAUUACACAUUUUCAUGAAGAUGAGACGAGUACACAAGAGAAAAAAGCAUUUGAUCAGAAAGUAUUUAGUGAUGAAGAGAUAUCUAAUAUAGUAGAUAUGGUGCUUAAAGAAGAUGAUUUAAAUGGUGAUGGUUAUAUAGAAUAUGUAGAAUUUGUAACGGCGCAAAGAAAAGCACGAGGGGAUGGCAAUAAGUAAAAACAGUUGACACUACAAUGAUCUGCCUUUAAACAUUAUCAUCAUUGUCAUCAUUAUUUCUUUCACCAUCUUGCACAGGGAAAUUCAUCAUAGUCAUCACUAUCAUCAUUUUGUUGUGACACAAGUGAUUCCAUCUUGAUUUGUCUGUGACAUCAGUGAUUACAUCAUUAUUUCAUCUGUGACAUAAGUGAUUGUUCCCAUAUUUGGUCUUUGACUUCAGUAAUUACAUCAUUAUUUAGUCUGUGACAUCAGUGAUUAAGUAACCAUUUUGUCUUUGAAAUCAAUGAAUAAAUUACCAUUUUGUCUGUGACAUCAAUGAAUAAAUUACUAUUUUGAUUGUGAAAUCAGUGGUGACAUCAUUAUAAUGUCUGUGACAUCAGUUAUUACAUCAUUAUUUUGUCUGUGACAUGAGUGAUUGCAUCACCAUUUUGUCUGUGACAUAAGUGAUUGCAUCACCAUUUUUUCUGUGACAUAGAAAGAGUGGAUCACCAGUGAAAAUGACAUCAUUUCAUAUUAUAGCAAUUUCAAGGUAUGAUAAAAUCUAUCACACUGAUGAUUGACAAUUUUGCAAUAGAACCAUUUAAAUGUUUAAGCUUUCAAGUGAUUUAUGUUUUUUUGUUGUAUAUUGUAUUUAAUCUUUUUUAUGGUGAUGGCAUUAUAAUCAAAAUAAGACAGCCAGAUACAUUUUUUUAAUGUCAUUUCCUCCCGUAUAUUAAGCCUUGCUUUGAAAGUUACACAUGUCCUUCUAAGAGAUAUGAAAUGUAAUAGUUAUGUUUUCUUUUCACCUUUUACAUAUAAAGAUAGGUCAUUUCAAAUUGUCUACUGUGCUUGCAGGAUAAGGAAGGCGAGUUUCAAUGCCUCUUAUAACCCUUUAAUGCCUAUUUACAGGUGCAAUAUAAAGUUUGAUAUUAUAGAAAAUGAUGGUCAUACAUUGGAUCACUUUUAGAAAUAUUGAGGAAGGAUUAUUAUUUGUUUGGUUUAUAAAUUUUUAUUUGGAAAAUUAAAAAAGAAACAGCAUGUUGAAUGAAAGUGAAAUAAUAAAAAACAUCAUCACUAUGGAAAUAAAAGUAAUGUCAGGAUUAAAAAAAGGAAUUCCGUAAAAUGUAAGGUUAUUUGCGGCAUGUGCUCUUAUAAGCUUGGUGGGUUUUUUUACAUAAAAUGUUAUUAAGUUUGAUUAUUUAAUGAAGUCUUAAGAAAUUUGCACAUUUGAUUUUAAUCUUUCUUAAAAUCACAGGUGUUUAUUAUUUUAUUUUUUUUAUUUUAUUUUUUUUUCACUACAGCUUUAAUUAAAAAGAACAUAAGCAUAUUAUUGUCCAAGAUUGUUUUUGCUACAGCUUUAAUUAAAAAUAACCUAAGCAUAAUUUAUACUUUAAUAAAGACUUAGUAUAUUACUAGAUAAAUAAGUAUUUGUAAUAUAUCCAAGAAUGUUACAUCCAUCUUUUGUCAUCUUUAUUUUUUUUUGUUAGAUAGAACAGCAGUUUUUUGCUGAAUUUAUUUUUCAUGUGCUCAUUUCUUACCACUUUGUCAGUGUUUCCUCUAGAAAUUGGAUGUUUUAGAUUGUUUUACCUUUUUACUACGAGAUGCAUGUGUAUAAUAAGAGCAUAUCUUAAUGAUUAUAUAAUUAUUUGUGGAUAAAAUAUCCCCAUAUUGGGAUUGACCAAAAACAUUUCGUGGUGCUCAAAAUCAAUAUAUUGGUGACUUAUUUGCAUCAUUGUUACAACAGUGAUUCUCAUUAUUCAUUAUGCCCAUUAACUUAACUUAAUGGUUCGAUGUAUGUUUGAACCCAACAAAGUGGUCCGUACUCUCAGUGCGCGAAAGGGCGGACGGACCCUCAUUAAGCAUAAGAUAAACAAAAAACAUCUUAAAAAUUAUUUGCAUAACACCUUUGAAAAUGUCCGCAGUAUUUUGCCUUUUGGCAGAACGUACAAGAAAGUGUGAUUUGUUUGGGUGCAUAAUUGUUGUUUUAUACUUGUGAUGUUGUUAUUUCAUUUAUGUGAAAUCCAGUAUACAAUUUGCUUUACUAAUAUAUAUAUAUAUAAAUUUAUAUAUAUACUAGGGUUAGAAACCAUAAUACAAUAUAGUAUUAGUAUUGAUAUCAAUGAGCUGUAAAAGAAAUUGUAUUUUUUAUCUUUGUUGAAAUUAAGUACCGGUACAUAUUGAAGGGCAGUGUCAUAUAUACAAAUAUUUGCCAGUAUUGCUUUGAAGUGACAUGUGAAUAAUAUCAAGAUUCCUCUCUGAGAGGUGGACUGUUGCAAAUAUGAAAAAAAAUAUUGAUCUUUUAGUUUUAAGUUGCUUUUAUACUAUGACACUUUUUCUUGUAUUUUUAAAAUGACAUGCCAAUCAUGUACAAGUAAGUUGUGAGAUAGUAGCUUGGACUUAGUAAUGUGAAAUUUUUAUUGCAUUUACAGCACACUAAGACAUAUUUGUUAAGAAUUUGUAUGGCACAAAAUUUACUGGACUGUGUACGAUUUAAAAUAACUGUUUUAUUUUGGAAAUGUCUUUAUAGCAUAUCAUGUAAUAUUUUAUACAAUAGUAAUGGCAUAAAAUUAACUUUAGUACUUGUGUUCAAAAUUUUAGAGAAUAUGUUAACAUGCAUAGAUCCUACAUGAGCCGAAUCUGUCUGAUUUUAAGUAUCAGAUUAGUAUAAUAUUAUUACAAUAAGAAUUUAACUGCACAUAUUUGUUAACCAAAAAACAAAAUACAAAUACAAGACAAUGUUUUUAUGGAAAUAAAAGGUCAGAGUUGGGAUCUCUAUCAAUAGAACAAUGUAAUAUGAUUUACUGUGCUUGUAUUUUAGAUUUCAUUGCAUUGGUAUAGACAGGCCAGGUGAUCUCAUUUUUGCUGUCUGUCCAGGCUAUUGGCUAUUUAAUUUUUUCCUUUUUUUUUUACACUUAAUCCCCUUAAAAUCACAAUGGGCUAUUCCAAACUUAAACCAGGUGAAAUCCAUUCUUCAAAUUAAGGGGUAUAAGGGCUUUAAAUGUUUAUGUUGAUAUUAGAUAUUGAUAUAGGGUCCAGUUUUAUUCAAAAUAUGUUGCUAUGGAAACUUAAUGUUAUAUUACAAAUGUUGUUUUUUUUUCUGUAGGAAUCAUGGAAAAUAAUAUGUCAUAGAUAAUUUUAUUACUUUUUAUGUUGUCAUUAUUGUUCAGAUAUAUUAUUGUUGCAAAAGUUUUACAUGUUGGGAGACGUUAUUUAGAAUAUGAGGUUGUUGAUUCUAAGAGCUUCUUUGAAAAAGCAACACUUGUUGUUUUCCUUAUAAAGUUUCUACAAAAUUGCUAGUCAAAAAUUUUGUUGUACAUGUAUUUAUAAAUAGUGUAAUUUUGUCAGUCGAGUAUGUUACACAGUGCAAACAUUCUGGUAAAUAUCUUAAAAAAGAAAGGUGUUCCUUUAUAUAUUUAAAAGUAAAUUAUUUAAAUAAAAGCUAUUAAAAACACUAGGCAGCAAUUAUAUAUACAGGUUCUGGAAAUAGUAAUACAAUAAGAUUUUAGUUUUUUCAGUAUUUUUGUUUUAUAGCUUAUGUAUUUGGUUCGGAAAGCAGAAUAAUAUGUGUAGAUUUAGAUAUUUUUUUCUGAAUUAAUUUCAAUAUGAAUCAUGUUACAAAGUUGUCUCAUAAUGUAUAUAUAUUAAUAUUGUAAGAAAUUCUAGAUAUUUAUAUAUAUUGUAGUCAGAUAUUAAAUAUUGUUGUGCACAUAUAUGUUAUCUUCUGCUCACUAAAUCAUUGCAAAAUAUUUUCACUGUCAGAAUAUUGACAAUAUAAUGUGUCGGUCAUUGGAUAGCUUUUUCACCUAGAUUUCUUUAUUAGAACACUUUAUAUGAAAUCAGAUAUCAAUUUUUGUUCUUGCCAUUUUAAUGAUAAUUUUUGCUUUAGAUAAAGUUAUUAAAUUUGUGAAAUCCUCAAAAUGACAUUUUCAUAUUAAAGAAGCUCAAAUUAUGUUCACAGGAAAAACUGCCAUUGAUUUUAACUAUAAAAGAUUUUGAUUACUUUUUCCAAAUGUUCACAACUCUUUAUUUUACUUUUCACAAUCACAGGUUCACAGGCACGAGACAAACUAUCAAUAUAACUCUAUAUACUUAAAUAUAAUCUUUAUAUAUAGUAUAUAUGAGCGUUUACAGGAAUAUUGAUGUGUCUAGCUCCUGUGUUUAUAUUGGUUUUUUAAAUUCACAAUCACAAAAUCAUUUAGCAAGCAACAUGUACUGUUUGUCUAUCAAAGAAGGUUUAACAUAAAUUUUUUCUGUGUCUGUUUUGGUUUUAUUCAAAUUAAAACAAAGUUGUGUUCAUGUACAGUCAUCUGAAUUAAUUUAAACUCAAGCACACUGAAAUUACAUUGUGUCUUCCAGCAUUAGUGAGCAUUACUCAUGCAAAUAUCAUUUGACCAUGUUCAUUUCUAGUCUGACAGUAUAGACUAUAUAUAUACAUAUAUAUGAAGAUUAUAGCUAGUUAAAUAUGCACAUGCGCAGAAAAGUUGAUGUUGAAUUAGAUGAUACAAAAUUGAUUGAAUGUUAUAAAAAGUCAGAGUACUUCAGUUGUUUUUUAAUUUGAACAAGUGUGUGUUUUGCAUUCCUUAAGGCAAUGGUUUUAAAAUGAUAAGAAAUGAUAGUGCACUUUCCAGAUAUGCAUUUUUUUGUUAGAUUUUUGCAGAAUUUAGAUGUUGAAUUAAUGCCAAACUUUAUGUAAUAAAUAGCUUUAAUACCACACACUUACAUUAGAUGUAGAUUAAUUAAAAGCCAUUUAACUUAGUUUAUUAAUUAAUAGUGAAGUAAUGAAGUGAAGACUGUAAACUAGGAAUAGAUGCAGGACUAUGUAGGAGAGUAUAGAACUUUAACUUUUACAAGCUUGGAUGGAAUUAAUUAUUUACAUUCUUGUAUAUUUUUCUGUGGUGAAAAAAGCACAUAGUUUUUGAUGUCAUCUAUCAAAUCAAAACUUUUACCUUCACUGAACUACAACAUACUAUAGAUUAUAGAUGUAUAUAUACUAUAAUUUAUUUACCUACCAACGCAUUUUCCAAUCAAAACUUGUUUAAACAUACAUUCCAAAGUAUUUAAACUGAUCUGAGACUAGCAUGUUUGUAAUAUCUAUAACGGUACUGUAUGUGUUUGGAGAUAUUUUGUUAUAUGGUGUUUUAAAUGAUUCUGGUGUAUAUGGGGUAUAUUUUAUUGUUGAAUCAAUUGUAAAUGUUAUUGUAUUAAAAUAAUUUUACAAAUACUU
Ruditapes philippinarum (Manila clam) is the source of this 5871-nucleotide messenger RNA. Its product is annotated as multiple coagulation factor deficiency protein 2 homolog. The record is from RefSeq and is a predicted model, not a curated record. The transcript has 5 exons. NCBI's taxonomy places the organism in Eukaryota, Metazoa, Mollusca, Bivalvia, Venerida, Veneridae. Gene Ontology annotation, molecular function: calcium ion binding. The coding region runs from base 135 to 668 and encodes 177 amino acids.